AUGGGGCAACAUCGCAUUGUCAACUGUCUGCUUAUAACUGCAACAUUUUGUAGGCUAUGGCCUACUGCGGAGGCCGGGCCGUGGCCAUCAGGGAUCCUUGAUUACCCAGACACUGGUCGCUGGCGGGGCCAUGCGCUUGGCCUCAACGAGGGUAGCGCUACAGAUUACAACCCCAUCCCACGUGUGGAUCGCGCGCAGAGUACCCUAACGGAACCUUUUUUGAAGCAUGACAAGAAGAAAGGGAAUGGUGCAAAGGCACAACAUCCUCCAUUGCCGGUGGAACAGAAACCUGUGCUCGAUACUCCCAACGAGAAAAGCAAGCUAGUCCCUGAGUUGCGGCGCACCUGCUCACAAGUUCCGUUCACAGAGGAGCAUAUGUGUGCGAGAAAGGUUGUGAAACAGAAGUCCUACUCAUGCCCGUCCGAUUUCUUCCCAGAAGUCUGCGUCGAAGUAGAGCGACAGGUGGUUGUUGAUUGCAAGAAACUGGCGACAAGGGAAAUCGAGUUUGAGUGCCCGACAAUGACUUCCAAGACAAUCUGUUACAAAGUUCCUCGGACAGUUCCAUCGAUCUGCACACGGGAGAUCUCUAAAUUCUCCAGGCGGCCUUGCCCGAGGAAAGUGAAAGAAUAUGAUUGUCGUACUAAGACAGUUCAAGUUCAGGACACCUGUCCACGAAACAUGGCCGAAGAAGUUCCUUAUCCCUGUGAAAAAGUUCAGAGCCGAUUGGAAUGUGAUGUUCAGUUCCGAGUCGAAGCCGCUACCUGCACCCGCGAAAUCGAUGUGCCUAUCACGUACGAAUAUGAGGCAACCGAGACACAACGACAUUGCAGGGUAGUGAAGAAGCUGCUGAAGAAAACAUGUUCAAAGCGUGUGAUGGUAGAGGAGACGUAUCCAUGCCCGAAAAAAGUUCUCAGGCCCAAAUGUGAGCUAGUGACAGAGGAUCGAGCCAAAACGUGUACACAAACCAGAAUCAAGACUGAGUCGUACCCGUGCCAAAACGUGGUGGUAGAACGAAGGCAAAGCAACUGCACGCGUUUGGCAACGAAGAAAGAAGAGAAGCCGCAGAUCUGUCGUGGUCAAAACGACAAAAACUGCAAAGAAUCAGUAUCGGAAACCGCCGUGGAGACUUAUUCUUGUGAAAAGAAUAUCCCCGUCGUGGUCGCAUCGAGCUGUGAACGGGACGUUCCGUACGAAGCGUUUUUCCCCUGUUCGGAACAGGUUGUUGUUGAAAAAUGCAUGAUGGCUGAAGAGACGAUCCCUGAAACCUGCACGCGUCAAGUCGCUCGAGACGAAGACUACGCAUGUGAGGAAGUCGCUGAGGUGGAGGAAUGCGAGGACACUGCAAAGAAAGCCAAGAGGACGGGAGUGCGCCGAGUCGAUACCCGUAAAGAGCUAUACGAUUGCGACAAGCCAGUCUCAGCGGAAAAGUGCACGGAAAUUUUUGACACGGUUCCGACGACGUGUGUAUCCUCAGUGAUGAAAACUGUGGACCAACCAUGUACGAGAGACGAACUCCAAGAGACUUGCGAAGUUGUCGAGAAAGUUGUAGAGGGAACAUGCAUCGAAGAGGAGACGGUCAAGGAACAAUAUGCGUGCCCGCUGGUGCAGUUUGAAGAGAAGUGCCUCACAGUGCAACACUGGGAACGAGGGAAAUGCACCGAGACAAUCGAAGAAGAAGUGGAUGGGAAGUGCACUCAGAUUGUACCCGCUAUCGAGUGCAAUCCAUCAACAACGGCAGCCAACCGAACAUGUUUCAGUGAGUUCGAGGAGAAUGUCAGCUAUCCAUGUUACUCGCUUCAGUACAGAGAAGAGUGCCAAGAAUACGCCUCUACAGCCGAUGAAACAAAGCAAGAGAACAGGUAG
This is a messenger RNA of Neospora caninum, 1863 nucleotides long. RefSeq lists its product as hypothetical. Lineage: Eukaryota; Apicomplexa; Conoidasida; Eucoccidiorida; Sarcocystidae. The record is from RefSeq and is a predicted model, not a curated record. The coding region runs from base 1 to 1863 and encodes 620 amino acids. The transcript has 3 exons.